Molecule: messenger RNA, 1543 nt
Organism: Coffea arabica (coffee)
Lineage: Eukaryota; Viridiplantae; Streptophyta; Magnoliopsida; Gentianales; Rubiaceae
Biological process (GO): actin filament-based movement
Cellular component (GO): actin filament
Source: RefSeq, a predicted model, not a curated record
AUGGAGAUGACGAGAAAAGGUUCGAGCGCUUUUUUAUUCCUAGCUUUGACUGUGAUGGUAUCAAUAAGAGGUGAGGAACAAGAUGGAAUUAGCACUACUCUAGCUCAAACCAGUGUGACUUCACAAACUUCAGCUAAGCUUCCACAAGGAAGUGGUCAAGAGGCAUACAGAAUGAACAAAACUUACAACGAUGUUGUCGUCAAGUACAAUGAAAAGCGAAAUUAUGGAGGUGGUGGUGGAGGAGGAGGUGGAGGAGGGGGAGCUACUGUUGGUGGUGGUGGGGGUGCGGGUGCCAUGGGAGGAGGUGGUGGCUGGGGAUGGGGCGGGGGCGGGGGAGGUUGGUGGGGGUGGGGAUGUAGGAGAUCACAAAAAAAGUACAACGGGCGAGAGCACCAAGGCCAUGCACACAGGAAGAAUGUGCCUGCGAACCAAUACUAUAAGAUAGGGGAAUUUGCGCAAUGCACGACGGAGGGAAGGUGUCAAGGCAUGAGACUGGAUUGUCCUCUUCAUUGUGGCGGACCUUGUUUCUAUGACUGCAAAAAUAUGUGCAAGGCUCAUUGUAGACGCUAGAUUAUUCUCGGUUCUAAUUUUCUCCACAUUUGCUUUUUUGAGAUGAGUUUGAAACGAGGGCUGUUUUAAGUUGUGUCUAUACGAGUUUUAGUCCGCAAUGUGCUCUUAGCAAACCAAAUGAGGUUGCAGUUAUCAUCUACUAUAGUUGCUUGGUGUAAUGGUUGUGCUCCUUGACUUUGCAUUGGUUGUUCUUGAUUGUAUUGUAUCCGUAUUCUUGCCUUGUAUUGUCUGCCAACAAACAUACUUGCACACUUUUAGAGAAAAUGAAAGAAAUAUACUUCUAUAAACUAGGGAUUUGAUGCACUACUAUUGGCUUUACAACUUACUUUGUGAUGCACUACUUCACAAAAUGCUUUGCAUGCAUGGUGGCAAAUGUGUCGUAUUACUGCUAUGAAUUGUUUCAGAUUUGUCAAUCUGCAUGGUGGCAAAUGUGUCAUCUACACUUGUGGUGGCUUAAUUAAUUAAUGUUUGGUUAAUUCCUUUACAUAUCAGUGCUGCCUCUUGCCAUGGUUCUCCAUUUUAGGAACGUCCAAUCUGCAGUAUCCUUGUGUAUGGAUGAAGCUCAAAUCAUUGGGAAGCACGAUAAAGAGACCACAAAUUCAAAAGAGGACCAAGCAUUUUGGGGCGGCUUUAAAGCCUGCAAGAUAUUCUUUUCAGAGGGAAGCAGAAUACUACCCGUAAGCAGUGAUCAUUGAGAGAGAAAAAGAGAGAUGCUGGCAAAUGAAUGCAUUCUAAGAACAUCUGCACUUUAUUUUGGAAGCUUAUCAUGAUUGAUGCGGGCAGGAGAGGAUUCAUUGGCUUUUGGGGUCGAUGUUCAAUACUUUUAUACCUCACGACCUCACUUCAUGAGUGAGGCAGAAGCAUUGUGUUGGCCACAGAAACAGAGUGUUGCACAGGAUGAGGCGCAUGGUUCGAUCCAAAUCAAAAGAAGUCGGACUUCUUGGGACCAUUGUCAUGUACACCUCCUAGCCAC